Messenger RNA from Planococcus citri (citrus mealybug), 6038 nucleotides. Its product is annotated as receptor-type tyrosine-protein phosphatase N2-like. Gene Ontology annotation, biological process: regulation of secretion; protein dephosphorylation. The record is from RefSeq and is a predicted model, not a curated record. Gene Ontology annotation, molecular function: protein tyrosine phosphatase activity. Bases 170 to 3658 code for a protein of 1162 amino acids. The transcript is spliced from 28 exons. Gene Ontology annotation, cellular component: synapse; secretory granule. NCBI's taxonomy places the organism in Eukaryota, Metazoa, Arthropoda, Insecta, Hemiptera, Pseudococcidae.
CCAACGGCUAGAAGAGAACUUUCUGCGACUCAAACACCUACGCUAUGUUUACGGCUUCGGGUUGAAUCGAAGAUGCGAAAAAUGCUCGCGAGCUUUAUGUCGACCAUUUACUGCGCGAAAUUCAAAUUUAAAAUGUGAUUUAAUCGCCAAGAUCAGCGUAUUUCGAGACAUGAGCAGAAGACGAGGUGAGAAACAGUUGAGUAUUCUGCUAUUUGAAUGGGUCGCCUUGUUGUCGCUGCUGCUGUCUUUAAAACUCGCCAACGCCGAAGGAAAUGUUGGAUGUUUAUACUCGAAUUCAUUGUGUGACUCGAACACAGAAUGGUGCUACAAUGACUCGGCUUUCGGAAGGUGCGUUUAUAAGCACACAUCUGGUGCGCAGAAUUUGCACAGGUAUAAAUUUAAAUACGAAGAUUUGGAAAAUUUGAAGCAACUUUUAGAGCAGCUCAGACUACUGGGUUUCACAUGGAAGCACUCGUAUACUCAAUGUAUCGUUCAAAUGCAGCUCUACUCGAUGAGAACUGGAGUACAAUAUGACGCGGAUGCAGAAAUAUGCGAUCAAAUAUUGAAGCAAGAAAUGACUGAUCCUAUACGUCUACUUCGAUAUGGACAGGCGGAGCAAAACACGGAUGGGAGCAGUAUUGAUCGAAAUUCACUAGCUAAUGCGGCCAAUAGCGACAACCAAGGGAUUAUCAGAUACGCGCCAGAUGAUCAACUGGAUGCGGCUCGUUUGCAUACAAAUCAGCAUAACACAAGGCAAAGUGUGCCAGUUGUUCAACUUCAACAAACACCUGAUUAUGAGACCGAAUUAUUGAAUCAACUGCGUGCGCAAUCGUCUAAAUUAAAAUCAGAAGUGUAUAAGAAAAAUUUCAAAUCUACAUCUUCUCGAUACAGAGGCACGCCGUUGUACUUGCCACUUCGUAAUCGAGACAAAUUCAAAAUGGCAGACGAAGAAUUUAUCGACGUGCAGAAACAAUCAUUCCCUGCCAUUGGCUCUAAUUUGAACGACAAAAACCAAGAAGGUGGAGGGGACGAUGAUGAUGACGAGGACAUCAACGAGGAGGGUGGCGCGGGCAUUAACCAGCCUGAUGUGUACGAUCAAUUAUUAGCCUUGCAGAAAGCAUUCGAUAACGGAGGUGAAGCUGGUGAAAACGCCAAAGUUUAUAGCGAAGCUGGUGCCAUGACUGUGGGAAAGAAGCCUGAAUAUCAAAAUAACGUUUACAAUAAAAUUCUGGAUCAGUAUGGAGGCAAAAUAUUUGGCUUCCAGCGCAGCGAACGACUCGAUGUCAAGAAGCCUGGACCAUAUUAUAAAGUGAAUAAUUACGCUUUUGGGAAUGUGAAUACACAGGAAAAAAUAAAGCAAGAUGGGACAAGUGGCAACCAAGAUGGAAAUCUAUCCAACGGAUUUAAAAGAAGAGUACUGAAAGAUGUCUUCAGUGAUACAUAUCCCACUUUUCAGAAUCCGUCGUACGAAUAUGUUCCUGGUAAUUACAAGCAGAACUCUUACGUGAGUAGGUUACUAGCAUUGGACCAAAAUCCAUCGUAUGUGACAAUAGAAACGAAUCACGACUUGAGCGAAUCAGCCGUAUCUCAGUUAGUUGGUAAACUGACCAAACUUUUCAAUUUUCCACCUGGAAUAUUUUCUCAAAGGAAGUUUCAAGGAAAUAAAGUCAUAUUCAAAAUCAGACAGAAUAUGUUGAACCCUUCAGCAGCCGAAAUUAAACGUCUCAUAGAAAACAGUAAUCCAGGUGAUUUAACACAUGGAAUUCGCAUCACAAACGUCUACCUCGGCAAACCGAAAGACGAGCACUUGCCGACAAAUUUACCAGCUGCCUCAGAUAUUGAGGAUGCAGAUCACUACGCUGUGGUUGAUGUGGAUUACGCGUACAUUCAUCUCAAAGAACCGAUUCACAAUAAAGCUGAUGGUCAGAGGAUUAUCGAUGAGAUUGAAAAGAUGCUGAAGUUGCCAGAAAAUACGCUGUAUGAAGUGAACACGGCUGUGUCUGAAAUACUGUUCAAAGUCAGACCAAACACACAAAAGUUGAACGCAUCAGAAUUGGCAAAAAGAAUAGAUUCGUUGAAAAGCAGAAUUAAAAACGAUCUAAACAUCGAUAUCACGUCUGUUGGCAUCGGUGACAAGGAUAAGCUGCCAACAGCCACACGUCUGUCGCACACUGAUGACAGCCUGUACAUGUUGACGUUCAUUGUAUGCGGUGUAAUAGGAGCAGUACUUGUUUCGGCAGUCGCGCUUUACUGCACCAAAAAACAGUCCAGGUUGAAGGAUAAACUGCAUAAAAUUGUGCCAUCAUCAGACAAGGAAUUCGGCAAAGACUAUCAAUUUGUUACUGGACAGGAUCUAUGUCGAACAAAGAUGACGCGUAAAUCGUCACCAGAAAGCGGCUCAACAGCAGCUGGGGGAGCCAGUGCCACCGGUGGUCAACGCAUCACCAGCUUAUCUCGAGAAUCAGACAACAGUCCAUCCUCCAGAUCCAGUACAUCAUCUUGGAGCGAAGAGCCAAUGACCAACAUGGACAUCACUACUGGUCACAUGGUGCUGGCUUACAUGGAAGAUCAUCUCAAUAACAAAGCUAGACUUGAUACAGAAUGGGCUGCAUUAUGUGCUUAUGAUGCUGAUCCGUGUUCUGUAGCAAUUGCACAACUGAAAGAAAACCUGCGUAAGAACAGAUAUGUGAACGCUUUGCCGUACGAUCAUGCCAGAGUCAUAUUGAAUGCCCUAUCCAACGUUAAUGGAUCUGAUUACAUAAAUGCAUCCACCAUAACUGAUCACGAUCCUCGAAAUGCGGCCUAUAUUGCAACGCAGGGUCCUCUAGAAAAUACAGUUGACGAUUUUUGGCAAAUGAUCUGGGAGCAAGGAUGUGUAGUAAUUGUGAUGCUGACCCGACUUGUUGAGAAUGAUACAUCCAUGUGUUACCGAUACUGGCCAAUGGAUGGAUCACAUCUGUAUGACAUUUACGAAGUGCAUCUAGUCAGCGAACACAUUUGGUGCGACGACUUCUUGGUGCGUAGUUUCUAUUUGAAAAAUGUCAAAACCACUGAAACCAGGACAGUGACUCAGUUUCACUUUUUGACAUGGCCCGAAGGUGGUAUCCCAUCUGCUACGAAACCAUUGCUCGAAUUCCGCAGGAAAGUCAAUAAAUCAUUCAGGGGACGUUCUUGCCCAAUUGUUGUGCAUUGCAGUGAUGGCGUAGGUCGUACCGGUUCAUAUCUGCUGCUGGACAUGGUGAUGAAUCGUAUAUCAAAAGGAGCCAAAGAAAUAGACAUUGCGGCCACGCUGGAGCAUAUACGAGAUCAACGUGCCGGAGCAGUGUGCACCAAGCAGCAAUUCCAAUUUGUACUUUCGGCUGUUGCCGAAGAAGUUCAGGCCGCAUUGCGAGCUCUGCCUCAACAACAGUCGUCGCAGCAAGAUCAGCCUAGUGCAGUCGAUAAUGCUGCUGCCACACCAGCACCAACCACCUGUAUGACAACAGCCACCACCACGGCAACCACCACAACUGUCGCAGACACAAAUACUCAAGACGCUGCUGUAGCCACAGCCACUAAUCAAACUGGCAGCGUUGACGCUGCUGAAAAUUUAAAAAAUGAGCAAGUUUCACAGUGUGCUACCCAAGGCCAGCAGUCUCAUAAACAACUAUCGAAAUAGUUUCUCCAAUUCCUACUGACCAGCCAACCAAUCAACCAAUCAACCAACCAAGCAACCAACCAACCAACCAACCAACCAACCAACCAACCAACCAACCAACCAACCAACCAACCAACCCACCCACCAACCCACCAACCAACCAACCAACCAACCCACCCACCAACCCACCAACCUAUUUUAUGUACCUACCUACGUUAAAAGCAUUACCUUUUAUCUACAUGGACAUACUUACGUGUUACGUACAUAUCUUCCUUGUAGGCUUACACCUACAUGUUGCCACAAAUCUGUGAGAUAGGUAGCGCGAUAACCAAAUAGAAAAUAUCAAAACUGGAAAAUCUUCCAAAUUUCGAGAGUUACUGCAAUGAGCAGCAGCAAAUAGUUAUCAGCAAAUGCAUAUGAGUACCCACAAAAGUAAUGUACCUAUCUACUUCUACUACCUCCUGCCUAUGAGUAUUUAUUUUGCAUGAUACGUUCGAUGGUAGAGGUAGUGCAUCAUUCUAACAUUAUACAUGAGAGGUAACCUACCUACCUACCUACCUACCUACCUACCUACCUACCUACCUACCUACCUACCUACCUACUUCCUACCCAUUCACCAACACGUCAAUUACCCCACAAUGAAAAUAGCAUCAACUACCUAAUUUCCUACCAUAUUCUAGGCCUAUUUUGAAAUACAAACAUUUGUAUCUAAUCUACAUACCAGUAGACAUACAUACCCUACCUGCACUCCUACAGGUACUUGUUUGGUACACAGAUAAUGUUCACAGGUAAGUAUGUACAUUUAUGAUUGUACCAUAUGUACCAUGUGUUAGCCCGCUAACACAUAUUCAAUCGGAUGCUACAUUUGAAAUUGAAAAAAUACCUACUAUCGCCUGUCACCCCCCCCCCCCCAAACACACACACCUUGAUUCGUGUCUCCACUAGUCUUGUCUCAGUCUCAUCUCGUUUCUUUCUUCCUCCCUGUCUAACCUGCGCUGCUGUCGCAAAUACUAUUAUACUCAAACCUGGAUGUUCAAAAAAAAAAUAAUGUAUGAUCCUACUUGGAAAAUUCAGUAAGACUAUUCGUAUCUUGGUCGACAUGGCACUGGCAUCCCUCCCUUCUUCUUCUUUCCCCAUCUACCUCCUAAUGGUGCCAAAUGUACUCGUACAUUGGUAAGUAGGAAAGCCAGAAAGUGGACACAAAUUAUUACAUACUUAGUACAAAUGCAUAUUGAACUGUUCUCAAAAUAUAUGAUAGCGACGAGAUAAAUCGACUGGGUAAAUAGUAAGUACUUGUACGAAUAAUUGUAUGUGGCCUACCCAUUUUGCAAGGAUGUAAGCAUAUACACCUUUGUACUUACUCGUAUUUGGAAAACAUUGUUGAAGAUUUAAUAGGUACCUACAUAACACAUACCCAAGUAGUUAUUUGUUAUCUUCUCGCAUAAAGAUGUUGAUGUGUAAGGCAUCAGCCAUCAUCCAGCAUCUGGCAUAGACCCAUCGUGCCACGCCUAUUAUUACCUUAUACUGAUACCCUAUCUAUACCUUAUGCCUAUUUACAAUAGGUACCUACCUACCCAAUUACAUACAAUCUGAAUUUGAAAAAUUUUGAUUUAAAAUUUGAGUUUAAAGUUACCUUUAUAAUUCCUAUACUUACCGGUACCUACCACUACCAAUCAACCACCAUCUGUUACCUACAUAUAAGUACCUAUGUAUUACUCAAAUGACCUAUGUCCUACAUUGUACCCAAUAUACCUACUUGUAAUUUUUAUGUACCUACACCUAAGUGUAAAGUGAAGGUUAACCUGAAACCUGAACUUGAAAAACCUAAGCUACCUACAUAUGUAGAUGUACUUGUACCUACAAAAAACACCUUUAUACACGUAUGGUUGAUGUACCUACAUAUGUAGUACGUAGGUGAAGAGUGAAAUUUACAUAGCACCAUCUCGCAUCCGCGUUGCUCUUCUACCUAAAUACCUACCUCGAUUGCGCACACGAAUCAGCGCGGCGCGGCGUGGCGUGGCAUAUUUUUCUACCUAGGUACCUAAAAUCCUGUUACACAAAUUUUCAUAUUUGCGCUCAUGUUCGUUGCAUUGAUUCAGCGUGUAUGUGCCAGUGUGUAUGCGUGUGUUUUUAUAUGUUUGUUUGUUUGUUUGUUUGUUUGUUUGCCUGUGUGUCUGUCUGUCUGUCCGUAUGUCUGUUUGUCAGUCAAUCCGUGCGCAAUUUACAUUGGUACUUACUCGUAUACUGUCUGUUACAUAUACCUACGGGCGUAAUUUACGUUUCAUAUAUUUUGGUAUACAUAUAGGUACUCGUAAAUUCAUUUAUUCUAGUCACUAACUCUGUUAGACACCUGUUAAUAAAAUAAGAUACCUAUUACAAAAUAUACUUUAACUCUUUCGAA